AUGCAUCCAAACGAUGUCUUUGGUGUGCGGCGUGCCGCUUCACCCUUGGCCGAGGACGUGUCUAUGGCUAAGCGACAGAAGAGAUCCCCCAUCGUACGGUCUCGGGCGUCAUUGGCUUGCCACAGCUGUCGCCAGCGCAAGAUCAAGGUUGGUGAAAAGCAGAUCCCAAGUUUGGAACAAUACCAGUGGAAGGAUGGAGCGGAUGAGACUAACAUUCUCCAAGUGCGACAUCCAACGACUCCCGACUGGGUCUACGUGUACCGGAUGCCGCACGGCUCUCGCGAGCACGUCGCUACACUUCAGGAACAGGUCCGGUCGCUGGAGGCUUUGGUGCGCCAAAUCAUUCCGGAUGGGAAUACUUCCGUCGGCGGCAGUCAGGAAGCUCAGGUAGCAAACACGCCGCAGUUGGACGUGCAGAAGGCUCCGGCUGUGAGCACCACGCCCGCUCCUGACAAUAUACAAGAGCUCCAGGAUAGUGCCUUUGUUGCCACUUAUCAAGCGUCGUCGGUGGCUGAACAAUCCAGCAAUCAUGAUUCCCGUCGACGUAGGGAAGAACAACUACCUUCUGCAAGUCCACAAACAAUAAGCAUUGCCAACAGCAAGCUCCAGACAAAGCAGAGUCCAGUCCAUGGCACGGCCGCUGUUAUGCCAGCUGCCCGAGAAGACUCUUCAUAUGCGGAUCAAAUACCGCAGCGCGAGCCUGAGCAAAGACCGAAUAUGGCCAGCUUGAGCCCCAUGGACAACGAAAGACAGAGUCCCACGGCCCAAGUCUGUACUGGAGCCAAUGGCGAGGAGGGAAUCUCGGAAGAAUCUGGCAUAUUCUUUGGCCCGACGUGUCAACUGCACGUGUCAUCGCCUUCUGAUGUGGUGAGGAGCGUGUCAAGCAUCGAUCCCCCGCCUCCCCCGGGCACACAGAUCGACAUGGACUCGGACCGGCUGAAGACGCUCCUGUUCAACAACUACUGCAAUUUCCAGACUCUCUCGGUCACCAUAAUCCACCGAGAACUCUUCCUGUCACACCGGGCGCGAGGCAUACGGUCCCAGCACUACUCCAGAUUCCUGGAAAAUUCCCUGCUGGCGUGCAGCGCGCGUUUGAGUACGUCUGUCGCGGUCCGCGCGCUGGGAUCGAGCUUUGCGAUGCGCGCCAAGUCAGAAAUAGUGUCGGAGAUGGAGGAUCCCAACGUCGCGACGCUGCAGGGAAUGCUGCUUCUCAGUGAUUACGAGAUGACGGAAGGGCGGGAUCGAGUCGGUUGGAUGUACUGCGGUAUUGCUUGUCGACUCAUUGUGGACCUUGGACUGCACCACACCUUGAGCAAGAAUAGCGACCACGAUGCCUUAAAUGUCCAUGGAGGAGGAGGGUUCCGCGCGUCGGUCACGUUGGGCUGCUUCGUCUAUGAGACCCUGUGGAGCCUGUACCUGGGCCGUCCGAGCCACAUCGCGAUCUUGAGCCCGUCCCUGUCUUCGUAUGCUCGCCGUGUAUCCGACAAUCUCACUCUGAGGGCCUGGUUCGACCUGUGUGUCCUGAUCGCCGAGAUCACAACCAUUCUCGACAAGGACUCGCCGAUGCAGGCAAGCGCUCUGGACCGGCUGUCAGAACUGGAUGGCAAGUUGCGUCGGUGGUAUGUCUCGCUGCCCGCAGAGAUUGCCCUUGACUACGACAACGUGUCCGGUCUUGAUGCCGUUGCAUAUGGUCUGCACAUGCAGUACUUGCGCAUGCAAAUGCUCCUGCAUUCCCUGCCCAUAUCCACCCACCGGAAGCGCAAACACAACGAAAGCAAGGACCAGCCUCCGGUCCUCCGCAACUGGACCGCCGAGUCUUCUCGCCAGCUCGUCCACCACAACGCGGUGAAGAUCGCCCAAUUGGGGAUCACGUACAGACAGAUUUUCGGGGUGGAAAACACGCCUUCGGUGAUGUUGGACAAUCUCUACGUGGCGGGGACCGUCCUGAUCUCCACCGUCUUGGGGGCCGAGCACUCCUCCGUCGACGAGAAUGACCUCCGAUGGCUUCGAUUGCUGGAUGAGAUGAUGAAGGAUCUACAGCCCCAUUUCCAUAUCACUGCCCGGAUGAGGAGAACACUGGCCCGGAUCGUGGAAGGUUGUCCCCUCCUUGUCGAUGUCUUCACGGACGACGUGCGGACAUCGCCUGCUCAAUACAAUGUCAAUAAUGGGGGCCUGGACACGGCACAUGGCGGCGCUUGGGGGUCCCUCGAAGCUGCUGUCAACGACUUUGUCCUCGACCCCAGUCUCUUCAACUUUGUCGACUUUGAGUUGGUGGGCGAUAGUGGGGGUUGA
Fonsecaea erecta is the source of this 2292-nucleotide messenger RNA. RefSeq lists its product as hypothetical. Gene Ontology annotation, molecular function: zinc ion binding; DNA binding. The record is from RefSeq and is a predicted model, not a curated record. Gene Ontology annotation, biological process: DNA-templated transcription. The coding region runs from base 1 to 2292 and encodes 763 amino acids. NCBI's taxonomy places the organism in Eukaryota, Fungi, Ascomycota, Eurotiomycetes, Chaetothyriales, Herpotrichiellaceae. The transcript is spliced from 3 exons.